Drosophila willistoni is the source of this 1083-nucleotide messenger RNA. RefSeq lists its product as uncharacterized. Bases 107 to 730 code for a protein of 207 amino acids. The record is from RefSeq and is a predicted model, not a curated record. NCBI's taxonomy places the organism in Eukaryota, Metazoa, Arthropoda, Insecta, Diptera, Drosophilidae. The transcript is spliced from 4 exons.
GUUUUGUGUUUAUUUUCGGGUGCUUUGUGCCGAGUGUUGUUGAAAAAGUUCACAUUGCAAUUAAACUGAACAACUUUUUGCUGGUUUGUUUCUUGAACUGACAAAAAUGCCUAGCAUAAAUGGUAAAUGUUGGCUAAUGAUGGUGGCUCUGCUAUCGUUAUCGUUAUCGUUGGCACUAACGGCACCCGCACCGCAACAACAGCAACAAGUGGACCUCCAGGACAGCAUCGAACCAGAGCUUAAUCCCAUAAAUGCCGAGGAGGUAUUAGGUGCUGACCUAGAUCGCAACAAAAGAAAAUUGCCCGAUGCCACUUUCGAGGCGAAAAAUGCUGUACUUGGAUUUGUUUUUGGCAAAAUCGAUAACUUCCUGGACACAAAGACGCGUGUGAUUGAACAAUUGGAUCGUUCCAAUAUUGAGAAGAACAAGCAAUGGGAUAUCAAAUCGCCGGUGCCAAUUAAAGAUUUUCAGACUCUGAUAACGGCUGUCGUAUCACCGAAAAUCCGUUCACUUGGCAAUAUAGCCAAUGAUCUGACCACUGGCGUUCUGACCACAAUCACAGCCUUCAGUGGCUCCUCAUCGGGCAAUGGCAAUGCCAAUGCUGGCCUUGGCAAUGUUGUAUCCAAAUUCCUAGGUUUCUCUGGACCCAUUUUGCAGGGCUCAUCGGGUGGCGUCAAUGGCAUAGCCGGUGUUACGACACCAGCUCCCGAUUCCGAUGAGGCGGGCUACUAAAAAAAAAAAAAAAACAAAUUAAAAACUAUAAACAUAAUGAACGAAAAAAAAACACACACGAAAAUAUUUCAAAAAUGAAAAAAAAGAGAGCUAAAAUAUUGUAAUUUAUCAUUUUCACUCACCUACACUCACCACCCACUGCUCCCCUUUAUCCUAUUUGUUUUUUUGUUGUAUCCUGAUUAGUGAAAAUUGCUCAAUUAGAUUUUAAGCGAAACAAAAAACAAAAUUGAUGGAAUUUGAUAUAUACAUUUGUUUUAAGUUACAUUCAUAUUUACAUACAUAUUUGUACAUAUUUGGCAUAAAAGACAAGAAAAGCGAAGAACCAAUAAAAAAAAAAAAACAAAAAACAAAAA